Molecule: messenger RNA, 1125 nt
Organism: Fraxinus pennsylvanica
Lineage: Eukaryota; Viridiplantae; Streptophyta; Magnoliopsida; Lamiales; Oleaceae
Source: the annotation of a GenBank genome assembly
AUGUCAGAUACACCGGAAAAAACCCCGAACCAGCUAAUCUCGCCGACGAGUUCUCGUUCUGUAACCGAGACGGUAAACGGAUCGCACCAUUUCUUAAUCCAGGGGUACUCUCUGGCGAAAGGCAUGGGCAUCGGAAAACACAUAGCCAGCGAUUAUUUCACCGUCGGAGGUUACCAGUGGGCUAUUUACUUUUACCCGGACGGUAAAAACCCUGAGGAUAAUAACACUUAUGUGUCGGUUUUUAUUGCGUUGGCCAGCGAGGGCACGGACGUGAGGGCGUUGUUCGAGUUGACCUUGAUUGACCAGAGCGGGAAAGGGAAGCACAAGGUGCACAGCCAUUUCGAUAGGUCGCUUGAGAGCGGACCUUAUACUCUUAAAUACCGCGGCAGCAUGUGGGGAUAUAAGCGCUUUUUCAGGCGAGGUCUGCUUGAAACUUCAGAUUAUCUAAAAGAUGAUUGCUUGAAGAUCAACUGUACUGUUGGAGUUGUAGUUUCUGCUAUCGAUUGUUCGAGGUUACAUUCAAUUCAAGUCCCUGAUUCUGAUAUUGGACCACAUUUCGGUAUGCUGCUGGAAAAUAUGGAGGGUUCUGAUAUUAUUUUUAAUGUGUGUGAUGAGGAUAAGCAAGAGAUUACUGUUUCAGAUAUGGAGCCUAAGGUUUUUAAGGCUAUGCUGCACUUUGUAUACAGAGAUGCCCUUGUGGAAGACGAGCUGACAGCAUCUAGCUCUUCUGCUCCCAUGGUAUCUGACACGUUAACAGCAAAGUUGCUGGCUGCAGCCCAUCGUUAUGAUCUGGGAAGACUUAGACGCAUGUGUGAAUCUCAUCUCUGCAAGGAUAUAUCCGUAAAUUCUGUUGCACAGAUACUUUCUUUGGCAGACCGUUUUCGUGCUGAAGAACUAAAAGCUGUUUGCCUUAGAUUUGCUGCUGAAAACCUGGCUGCUGUUAUGCGUUCGGAUGGCUUUGAAUAUCUUAAAGAAAAUUGCCCUGCCUUGCAAUCAGAGAUAUUGAAGACUGUGGCUGGCUGUGAUGAGGAUUGCAGCAGUGGUGGUGGCAAGUCUCGAAGUGUAUGGGCUCAGCUUUCUGACGGUGGCGAUACAAAUGGAAGGAGGGUAAGACAGCGGACUUGA